Humulus lupulus (European hop) is the source of this 528-nucleotide messenger RNA. RefSeq lists its product as uncharacterized. The record is from RefSeq and is a predicted model, not a curated record. Lineage: Eukaryota; Viridiplantae; Streptophyta; Magnoliopsida; Rosales; Cannabaceae. The transcript has 2 exons. The coding region runs from base 1 to 528 and encodes 175 amino acids.
AUGCUACUUGUUUGCUGCGCAUUUUUAAGGAAAUUGAAUAGGCUGAAAUAUGUUCUGCAUAAAUUCAAUAAAGUGAAGGUUGGUGAUGUUUCUCAAUUGUUUUCAACAGCUAAGGAGAAAUACCAACAAGCUCAGUUUAAUCUACAACAAGACCCUUCUUCCGCUGAUCUUCAACAAGCUGCUUAUCUAGAGUUUGCUCUUCAAUCUAAAAUUCUAAAGCAGAGGAAAGUUGGAAAUCUGAUCACUUUGUUCAUGGAUGAUAAAGGUCAGCUUGUUGAUAAUUAUGAGGAUGUAGUUGCUCAUUUCAUUAACAAUUUUAAAAGCUUUAUGGGUAGUCCAAGUCCGGCCAUUACUCAACUCAAGCAAGAUUGUUUCACUCAUGGAGCAACUUUGAAUUUAGAUCAAAAACUUGGAUUAAUAAAGCCAUUUACCAAGAAGGAUGUGAUGAAGUCAUUAUUCAGUAUUCACUCUAUUAAGAGUCCUGGCUCUGAUGGGUAUGGUUCGGGCUUUUUCAAAGUCUUGUGGUAG